UGUGGAGACGGCGUUAUCCUCUGUUGUGCCUUUCAACACGGGCACUAUCUCUAUAGCGUAUAGAGGAGCAAUAGCUUCGUUACCGUGCUCAUCUGAGUUCUGAUUGAUUAACAUGGAGAGAACAAAGAUACAAGACGAGCACAAAAGUCCCCCUAAUCCGUCGACAUUUCGAUGGUUCCUCGGCCUUCUAGUGGCGUCGACGUUUUCCAUGGUCUAUUUUGUGGCUCCCUUUUACAUGCUUACAGUCGUGUUUGCACUAGUUUUCAAAUAUCCUUCGGUAGAAAUUGCAUGGAUGUACGCUAUUCCGAUGAUUGUCUCGGCCAUUUUGCCACCAAUGGCUUCUCCACUUGCCUUGCGACUCAUCUCCCCGCUCAUUGACUACUUCGAUUACGAAGAGAUCCACGAAACCUCACCGGUGGACGUCCAGAAGGAAAUACUAAGCAACAACAAAAACUAUUUGCUAGUCUUUCAACCGCAUGGAGCACUGUCGUUUACAGGAAUCACUUCAAUGGUGACAGCUCCACAAGCAAUGAAAGGCAAAUUGCCAACAGCUGUGGCUGACGCACUCUUGUACACACCUAUACUGAAACAUGUCUUAGGAAUUUUCGGGCUGAUUAGUGCCUCCAAAAGCAGCAUGAUCCGAACUUUAAAAAAGAAGGGUGUGGAAGGAACCAUUGUUUUGUACGUUGGUGGGAUUGCCGAGCUCUUUUUGACCGACGAGACGGACGAGCGCCUCUAUCUGCGAAAGCGAAAAGGGUUUAUCAAAUUAGCUCUACAACAGGGUGUCGAUGUUGUACCUGUGUAUCUAUUUGGGAACACAAACGCGCUGUCGGUACUAAAGACGGGAUUUCUCGCGGCAAUUUCGCGAAAAUUACAGAUAUCUCUGACGUACAUUUGGGGAAAGUGGUAUCUUCCGAUUCCCCGUGAUUGCAAAUUGCUGUAUGCUUCCGGUCAGCCAUUAGGAAUGCCUCAUAUUUUAGACCCAAGCCAAGCCGACAUUGAUAAAUGGCACGAAAAGUACUGCUCCGAGGUCAUGCGGAUCUUCGAAAAAUACAAGGAAAAGGUUCCGGAAUACAAGCACAAGAAAUUAGAAAUUAUUUGA
Messenger RNA from Phaeodactylum tricornutum CCAP 1055/1, 1102 nucleotides. RefSeq lists its product with no specific name. The transcript has a single exon. The record is from RefSeq and is a predicted model, not a curated record. Gene Ontology annotation, biological process: triglyceride biosynthetic process. Lineage: Eukaryota; Bacillariophyta; Bacillariophyceae; Surirellales; Neidiaceae. Gene Ontology annotation, cellular component: endoplasmic reticulum membrane. Gene Ontology annotation, molecular function: diacylglycerol O-acyltransferase activity. Bases 113 to 1102 code for a protein of 329 amino acids.